Paramecium sonneborni is the source of this 6883-nucleotide messenger RNA. NCBI's taxonomy places the organism in Eukaryota, Ciliophora, Oligohymenophorea, Peniculida, Parameciidae. The record is from the annotation of a GenBank genome assembly.
AUGUAUACUAAUCUGAUAGAAUAAAGAAUUAUAAUAUCAAAAUCAUCACAUAUUUAAAAAUAGACAAUAGGCAGAAAUUAUGACGCAGCAUCAAAUUUUUAUUUUGAAUUUUUAUUUACAUCACAGAAUCAUUUUAUGUUUUUUCAUUUUAUCACAGUUGCUUAGUUGAUUAUUCUUAUUCAUCAAGGUACAGCAAACUGGAUGCUAAUUGAAAAAAGUUUUUCAGACAUAAUAAUUGGAAGCAAUAAUUGGUAAUUUAGAAACAGUUGUUCUGAAAUUUUUCCUGCUUUAUUUUAAUAAUCCACUUGUAGUGAGAAUUAACAAAAAUAUGUAAAGUUAGACGAUAAUAUAAGAUAUUUAUACAAAUCAUUUGAUUAUAAGUGUUUUCAAGCUCAAGUAAUAUUUGAUGUCUUUUAUGAUGAUGCUGAUGAUAUUAAUGAGUCAUAAUUAAUUGUUAGCUAUGAUGACAACAAAAUUUUAGAAGCUGAUUAACAACUGUAUUAACGAUAUUACAAAUAAUCUGAUUUAAUCUAGAACAGUGCUCGAAUUUGUCAUAGUACUUUAAGUAAUUUUGAAUUCCAUACAAUAGUAAGUACUAUUGCUAAUUCUAACACUAACUAUUUUAAAAUAAAAUUUUGUUUUACACCUUAAAAUACUGAUAUGAAGAUAAGCAUUAAAAAUUUAUUGAUAUAUGUGAACACUUGCCAUCCAACUUGUUUAACUUGUAAUGGUCCUACAGAAACAUAAUGUUUAUCAUGUUAUUAUGGUAGUGUAAAUGGAGGGAAAUGUAUGUGUUAUUGGGAUCAAUAAUUUUCUGAAACUUUUAUAGGUUGCAGGCAAGAAUGUAGUAGAGAUUAUUCAAUUGCGCGUUUUGAUAAAAUAUGUGUGAUUGAUAACAGAAUUAAAUAAAAAUUUACUUUGUUCCAAAAUACAAACAUACUUAAUUCUAAUCAAAGAUAUUUUCCUUUGAUUUUUUAAAAAGAUGAAUUUUAUUCAAAAGGUAAUACAGAUUUAAUUUAUGACGAUUGUGAUGGACAUGAUUUUGUUGGAAUGUUGCAAUUUAAUGAAGGAAUGAUAUACUAAAUGAAUCUUGAAAAUGCUGUGAAAUUUAUUAGAAUUAGGAUAACAUUUUAUUUGUUUAAUUUUCAAUAGGCAAGCAUCAUAGAAAUUUUGCACAAUAAUCAAAUUCAAUCCAGAAUAAUAAAAUAAUAAUCUGGUUUCUAGGUUGAAAAUUCUGUGAAAAUAUUUUAGAACAAUCAAGUUUGUUAGGGUAAUUUUUAUACUUUGUUAAGGAUAGAGAUGACUUUUUAAUUAUAUAAUCCAAAUCCAACUAUUUUAAUUUAAGGUUAAAUUCAAUCUGAGUCAGAAUCUUGGGGAUUUAGAAAUAUUACUGUAGACAUAGGUUUUUGUUAAGAAAAUUGUUCAAUAUGUUUGGAUUUCUCAACUUGUUCAUAGUGUUAUACGCCAUAUUAAUUAUAUAAAAAGAGAUGUGUUUAAACCUGUCCUGUUCAUUCAUCAAAUUGUAUUGAUUAUGAGGAUAUCGUUCCAUGUAAAUUAUUAAUUAAAUUAUUUUAGAUUCUAGAUAUCUUGCCAAAGGAUUUUAUGAUUUGAAUAUGACGCUUGAAGAAAUUGGAUCAUUUUAUGAAAUUACAACAGAUCCAUCAUUUAGUUUAUCAACAAGCUAAAAAUUUUCUUUUUUCAAUAAUAAAAUAGUUUUAGGGGGUCUAUUAGUAUGGAAUGAUGGUUCAUAUAUCAAAACAUGGACUAUACUAAAUCCUCAUUAUGCAGCCUCUAUAUAUUUUAAUUUGACUUAUGGAGAUGAUUAUACUGGAUAAUUUUUUUAUAAAAUUGCUGAUUCUUCAAGCAGUGAUUGGUAAGGACCUUUUAGUAAUCCUGGAGGAGGAUAUAAUUUGAUUGGUCGAACUGGUCUUGAAAGCACUAGGCAUUUUAAUGUUAGUUUAGCAAACUUUUAUUCUAAUAAUCUUUACGUUGAAUUUAAAUGUGAUGUUGAAAAUGCAAAUAUAACAUAAGGAUUUUGUGCAAUAUCUGAAUACUUUAUUGUUAUUCAUUAUGUAUAUUAUUUAUUAUUAUAAUCAAGUGUCCUCCUUUUUGCUCUAGCUGUUCAAGGUUAACUGAAUGUUCAGAUACAGGCUAUACAGGCUCAUAUUGUGAAAGUAAUUAAUAUUUAGAUUUUAAUACAUCAACUGAAAUUUAUAGCUGUAAAGAUUGUAAUUAACCUGGAUGUAAUACAUGUACAAGUUUAGAAGAAUGUACCUAAUGUGUUAGUAAUUAAUUUUAUUUGACGAAUGGAAUUUGUUUAUGCAAUCCAUUUACAUUCUUAUCAGAAAAUACUUGUAUUGAAUGCAAUAAAUAUUGUGAAAAUUGUUAUGGUAAUUCACAAUCUCAUUGCCUCACUUGUGUAAAAGAUUAUUAUAGAGGUAUUCAAAGACAUUAAUGUUUAUGUUUACCUGGAUACUAUGAUGAUCUAAUAAAUUUACCGUGUCUUCCUAUAUGUGGAGAUUUAUUAAUAGUAGAAGGAGAAGAUUGUGAUGAUGGUAAUAAUAAUCCAUUUGAUGGAUGCCAUAAUUGUAAAUUUAGUUGUAAUUUCGCAUGUGAUAUCUGUUUAAAUGGAAAAUGUUAUUAAUGUAAAAGUGGAUAUGAAGUUCAUAAUAAUGAUUGUAGAUCUGUAUGCUUAGAAAAUACGAUUACAUUACUCUAAUAAUGUAAUGAGGAGAAAAAAAACUGUAUUAAUUGUUAAUAUGAAUGCUCUACUAAUUGUUUGGAUUGCUGUUUUGGAAGUUGUGUUUAAUGUAAUGAGAAACUAGGAUGGUACAUUUAAAUAGAUGGAACAUGUAAUUCAAUUUGUGGAGAUGGAAUUGUAGCUAAUUUAGCAGAAAUGUGUGAUGAUGGAAAUGCAAAUCCCUUUGAUGGUUGUCAUUAAUGUUAAUUUUCUUGUGAUCAAUUUUGUCAUACCUGUCACAAUUCUUUGUGUAUUUUUUGUUAAAUUGGUUAUAAAUUAAUAAAGAAUAAAUGCAUUCCAUAAUGCAAUGAUGGCCUAUUAGUAUUUCCUGAAUUAUGCGAAGAUGGAAAUAAAACUCAAUUUGAUGGUUGUUUCAAUUGCCAAUUUUAAUGUUCAAAUCAUUGCAUAGAUUGCUAAUUUGGUAUUUGUUAUUAAUGCAAUGAAUUUAACGGUUGGUAUUUAUAAUAAGAUGGAUCCUGCAAGAGUAUAUGUGGAGAUAAUCUAUUAGUUUUUGAAGUUGAAGAAUGUGAUGAUGAUUAUCCUGAAAGUCUUUGUAAAUAAUGUUAAAUUACUUGUGAUAUCAAUUGUUUAUAAUGUUAUAAGGGAACCUGCAUAUUUUGUAUUUAAGGUUAUAAAUGGGAUUUCUCAUUAUAAUAAUGUGUUAUGGCUUGUGGAGAUAGUGUAUUUUUCAAUUAAAAUAAUGUUUGUGAAGAUGGAAAUAAUCAAUUAGAGGAUGGAUGCUAUUAGUGUUAAUUCAAUUGUUAACAAUCAUGCACUUUAUGCACUUCGAAUGGAUGUUUAUAAUGUAAUACUGAAGGAUGGAAAUUGGAUGAUUUAUCAAACAAAUGUGAAACUAUUUGUGGUGAUGGAAUUACUGUAAAAUAUUAUGAAGAAUGUGAUGAUUUAAUAGAUUAAAAUUGUUUCUAAUGUAAAUAUAGUUGUUAGGAUUCUUGCUUAAUUUGUUACAAAGGGGAUUGUUUAUCAUGCAAAAAAGGAUGGAUUGUAACAUUAGACAAGAAAUGUCAUUCAUUUAUAGGAGAUUCUUUUGUAGUUGGUGAUGAAUAGUGUGAUGAUCAUAAUUCAAUAAUGUAUGAUGGUUGUUAUCUUUCCUAAUACUAAUGUUAAAAAUCAUGUAUAAUAUGUUAAUUUGGGAUAUGUAUCAAGUGUACGGAUGGAAAUUAAAAUAUUGCUGGUAAAUGCCUUGAAAUUUUGAAUGAUGGGUAUAUUACAGGAAAUGAGCAAUGUGAUGAUAAGAAUUUAAUAGCACAAGAUGGGUGCUUUCAUGGAUAAUUUGAUUGUCCUAGAGAAUGUGAGUAUUGUUAUCAAGGCUAAUGUAUAAAAUGUUAUACAGAAGCAAAUUAAUUAGAUUUACUUAAUAAUUAAUGCAUAUCAUUAUGCGUAGAUGGAUAUUUAUCAAAUUAUGCUUAUUGCGAUGAUCCUUAUUAUGAAUGUAGUUAGUAUUGUGAUACUUGUAAAAGUGGUGUUUGUACUUAAUGUUAAAUUGGUUAUUACUUAGAUAAAUAAAAAAAUACCUGUUAUAGUAUCUGUGGAGAUGGAAUUUUAUCCCAUGAUGAAUAAUGUGAUAAUGGUGAUUCAUUUUCUGAUUAAUAAUGUGUGAAUUGUAAAUUAUUAUGUUAAGCAUAUUGCACAACAUGUGUUAAUGGAGCAUGUUUUUAAUGUAUUUCAUUAGGAUGGUAAUUGAAUGUUAUGAAUAGAAACUGUUAACCUAUUUGUGGUGAUUAAUUAGUUUUAGGGAACGAAUAAUGUGAUGAUGGAAACAAUAUAGAUGAUGAUGGAUGCGAUAAUUGCUAUUUUUAAAUUUAAAAGGAAUGCAGUCUAUAUGAAAAAGGAUAAUGCCGUGCUUGUGAUGUUAAAGGAUGGGAACUUACUAUUAAUAGAUGCACUCCAAUAUGUGGAGAUUAAUUAAUUUUAGGUACAGAAGAAUGUGAUGAUGGUAAUAUGAUUCCUUAUGAUGGAUGUUACGAAUGCAAAUUUUCAUGUGAAGAAUAAUGUACUUUAUGUGAAAAUGGAAUUUGUAAAGCUUGCAUCAAACCAGGGUGGAUUCUUAACUAAUAUAAUAUUUGCACAACUUAAUGUGGGGAUGGCAUUGUUAUUGAUGCAUAUGAGUAGUGUGAUGAUGGAAAUGAUAUUCAAUAUGAUGGUUGUUAUUAGUGUGAAUUUUCAUGUUAUGAAGGCUGUAUUGAAUGUUAAUAAUAAUAAUGUAAGAAAUGUGAUUAUUAGUAUCAAUUGGAUAUUAAAUCAUCUAAAUGUUUAAAGAAAAAUAAUUAAGAUGAUAAUAAUAAUGAUUAAGUAAUUGAUAUGUAGGUGAUGCAAUUAACAAAUCUGAGAUGUGGAGAAAAUCAAAUGUUAAUUGAUCAUGUAUGUAUUAAUUAGUGUGGUAAUGGAAUAUUAAUUAACUAAUAUGAAGAAUGCGAUGAUGGAAAUAAUUAUGGAGGAGAUGGGUGUUCUAAUUUAUGUUUAAUUGAAGAUUCGUAUCAAUGUAUGAACUAGCAAGGCUCAUUAAGUUUAUGUACAUAUAUUCUAGCUCCUGAAUUUAAUUUAAAUAUUCUAUCAGACAACACUGAAUAAACUCAAAUUGUUGAGUUAACUUUUACUUAAUAAGUUAAAUUAAAAUAAGCAGUAAGUUUAGAAGAAAUCAUUGUGUUUACUAUUAUUCCAUCAACUCGAUAUAAUUUAAUCACAAGCAGCAUUUUAAAUUUAACAAAUACCUUAGGCAAUCCUAAAUAUUAAAUUUAAAUUGAAUUUAUAGAACCUACAUAAUAUCCAAUUUUACAAGUUGACAUUCAAAAAAAUAUUAUAUUUAAUUAAUAUGAAUUAAGCUUAUAGAAUCAUAACAAAACUAUUAAUCUUGGCACACCAUUUGUACUCUCAGAAAAAACUUAAUAACAAGUAACAUCCAUCGCUUAAUUAAAUGAUGUUAUGAUGUAUUCAAUGGCUGGGGUAUCAAGUUUGGCUUUGCUCUCUGGAAAUGCAGUCAUUUUUUUUAAUUUAUUAGAGCUAUUAUAAUCAUUAUCAUAUGUGAGAUAUAUGCAAUGUAAAUUUCCACCAAAUCUGAAUUAUUUUUUAAAUACUUAUACUAAAAUCUCAAUGCAACCUAUUUUUGAUUAUUUAAAAGUUGAUUAAGUAUUGGAAAAAUUAAAUGGAGGAAGUAAAUAAAAUUAAGUAACUAAAAAGACGCUCGAAGACCAUAACAUAAUUUUCAAAUAACCUUAUUUGUUUAAUGCUAAGAGUUGUUAUUUUUCAGUAUUUUCAUCUGCACUAACUUAUCUUAUUUAUUGCUAAUUAUCCUCUCUAAGCAUAGAAAAUAUUUUAGAAAAACUUUUCUUCAAAUAUUAAAAAAGUAAUAAAAUCAUGAAAUUCAUAAAUAUUUUUUAACGUAAGGUACAGAAAAUGUCUUUAAAAGAAAAAAAAGAAUAUUUUUCAAAUGGAAUAUUUAAAAUGUAUUUUGCAAUUCUUCAUUAAUUUAUGUUUAGUGCAAUUUUAUAAUUUCCAAAUUACAAAUUUGAUUCAUUGUUUUCAAUUUUUAACAGUAUUAAUGCUAUUUUAGGAUUAAUUUUUAUUGCUACAACUAAUUUAUAGUUGCUUUAAAUUACAACAGUUAAAAUAAAAAAUAAAUUGAAAUGGAAAUAUUUUUACAACGAGGCUAAAAAUGAAUUUUGGGCAGGUUAAUUUAGGUCUUUUUAAAUUUACAGAAUCUUUUCUUAUAUAUUCACAAUUGUAAAAUUAAGAAACUAUCCAGAAGCCUAAUCAAUCUUGCUAUCAAUUCAAUCAUUAUUGUUCUUCAUUUACAUGAUCAAAUUUAAGCCAUUAAAAUCUCCAUUUGAACUUUACAAGCUCAUUUGUAGGGAAUUUUUAUUAAUGAUCAUUUCAGGAACAUUUUUAGUUUAUAGUUUUAAAUUAAGUUAAGAUAAUUUUAUCCAGAUUGGUUGGAUUCAUAUUGGCAUGUUUUCCACUAUCAUGGCUUCUAAUUUAUUUAUUGAUUUAUUUUAAUAACUCUUGAAAGUAUAUGAUAAUUAUUUGUAAAAGAAAACUAAAUAGAAAAUUAAAGAGGAGAGAGAAUAUCAAUUCAAGCAUUUAUAAGGAUUUUAAAUUAAUAAAAAUGAUUUCUAAUAAUAGAUAUGA